Messenger RNA from Haemonchus placei, 714 nucleotides. NCBI's taxonomy places the organism in Eukaryota, Metazoa, Nematoda, Chromadorea, Rhabditida, Trichostrongylidae. The record is from the annotation of a GenBank genome assembly.
AUGUUGUAUCCGAAUGAACAGGAUUUUAGCAUUCAUCAUGCGUUCGGCGACGAGGAAAAGUUGGAGCUGGAACUCGCGCAGCGUGAGAUUUUGCGGAUGCGUCAAAUCGAGCUGAAUCAGCUGAAGUGGACUCCAACCAUCACAAGCACAAACCGGCCGCGGGAAAUAUAUCCAUUUGUUUUCGAUGCUUGUAUCGAUAGUGGAUCGGCAAUGAUAACUAUCAACGGCGUCAAGUACGCCCUCCCCGAAGGCUCUACAAGGGAAAGCUUUCGUACACAUGAAGAAGUUGAAGUACCGCCUAUGAAUAAAAGUACCUUAGGAGACGUUCAUCAUAUUUUCGUUAAAGACAUGGACGAUCUGGGUCAGCUUGGUUUUCAAGGGUUUGAAAAGCUCAAUGUUAUCCAGUCCAUUGUUUUCGAACAAGCUUACAAAACUAGAGAAAACCUCUUAAUUUGUGCGCCAACAGGAGCUGGCAAAACGAACAUUGCGAUGCUGUGUAUUCUCAACACUAUUCACGAACAUCGAAUGUUAAGCGGUGAAAUCGCCAAGGACGAGUUUAAGAUCAUCUAUAUUGCUCCAAUGAAAGCUUUAGCUACUGAGAUGACGUCAAGUUUCGGAAAGCGUCUGGCUCCUUUGGGUUUACAAGUUCGGGAGUUGACUGGAGAUACAACGCUCUCUAAAAAAGAGGUGUCCGAGACUCAGGUAGAGUUUUAG